CUUUUUGAAACUAUUGCUCAGCAUAGAGAAGCCCCUGGAUUAUGUCGGGCUCUUGGUUUUGCUGACAAGGUCCCUGAUUUUAUUCAAAGGCUUAUCAAUAGAAAGCAGAAUCUUACGGCUAUUAGAUUUAUAUUUGCAUUUGAGCUGGUUGGCAAGUUCCAUCCAAUUCCAGAAUCCAGUCUUGGAAGCGUACUGCAAGUACUGGAAGAAUAUUGCCGAUAAAACUUGUGAGAGAGAAAACAAGUUAACGGAAACACAGAUUGCAAUCGCAAAGAAGACCAUAGCUGCUCUGAAGGCUGUAGUUGGAUGCAUUAGAGAUCACAAGCUUGAAACUGAACACUCGGCUGAGAGCCUUGAAAAAAUUAUUGCUGUUCUGAACAAAAAGGCAAACAGCAAGUGUAUUGUGCCAGCUGCCCCCAAUCCCCAACUGCAACUGCAGAGUGAGAAGAAAUGUGAUGUCCCUUCUGAUUCAAUCACCAGGACUCAAACACAACAGAAGAGUGGAAUUAAGCGUCUGAGGGAGGCUUUACCCGAAAAUACUCCAAAUGCUCCUGUUUAUGCUGCCUCCACCAUUCACUCUGUACAUUUUCCUCAUCGGCAGCCAGCGGACUUCUCUGUCAAUGAAGAUAUGAUUCAAAGCCUUAUUGAAGGAUGGCAGAAUAUUGAGGCUAUUAAACUUAUAUUUGAAUUUGAGCUGGUUGGGAAGUUCCCUCCAGUUCCCAUCUUGGAAAAUUACUACAAAUAUUGGAAGAAAACUGCUGAUGAAAUUUGUGAAAGAGAAAACAACUUGACUAGAGAGCAGAUUACGAUUGCAAAGAAGAGCAUAGCUGCUCUGAAGGCUGUAAUCAGAUGCAUCAAAGAUCACAUGCUUGAAACUGAACACUCAACCGAGAGCAUUGAAAUAUUCAUUGCCGUGCUGAGAAAGAAGGCAAACAGUAGCUAUAUUGUGCCAGCAGACCCCAUGUUUCAGCUAGAACCGCAGAGAAUGAAGAAAUGUGAUGCCCCUACUGAUUCCAUCCCCAAAACUCAAGCAAAACAGAAGAGCAGAGUUAAGAUGGAUAGGAGAAAAGCUGUAUCGAAAGAUAUUCCAAAUGCUCGUGUUCGUGUUCCUUCCACCAUUCAUUCGAUACAUGCACCUCCUACCGGACGAGGCGGACGCUCUCUGAGCUCAUACCCGGAUAGGCCAGUCUCUUUUUUUGCUGGGAAUGCAAAGAGAGAACCUCGUUACCAUAUGGACCAUUAUCGUUUUCUGGCCCUAUGGACACACAAAGGGAACCUGAGUAUCACGAUGAACCACCACCUUUUGGUAGCCCUAGGUGUGCGCUUGGCGAAUCUGAUAUUUAUGAUGUGCUGGUGCCCUUUGGUGACUUUGAUUUACCACCUUCAUUCCACCAACCUUUCUACCCUUGAUGAAAACCAUUCAACAGGCUCUCAUUAAGGAGAAAUUAUUACAUGGUCUCAGACCAAUCACCAUUGGACACGUAAGCAAAUGUUUUUGCUUAUGUGUCCAAUGGUGGUUGACCGGGACCAUCUAAAAAUUUCUCUACAUUCCUCCUUUUUGAAAGGGUACCAUGUCCAUAGGAGCACAUUUUCAUAGAUAGGCAAUCUUUUGGUCAUUAGUAAGAGUUUUUGUGGAGGAGAAAAGAAAUGUAAAGAUUUGCGGACUCUUCUUUUCUCUCCUCUUAAUUUAGCUUAUUUAAUGGACAACACAGGAAAGGGAAAAUGGUUGGUAUUGUAAUGACUCUAAUGUAAUUGUGAUGUUUGAGUCACUGCAUUUCGUUAUCUACAAAAGUAGAUGAUUCAUUUGAUUAUUGAUGAACGAAAUGGGUUGUGCCUGUUGACCCUGAUUUUAAUCAUCUUUGAUCAGG
This is a messenger RNA of Cornus florida, 1868 nucleotides long. RefSeq names its product FRIGIDA-like protein 4a. The record is from RefSeq and is a predicted model, not a curated record. Lineage: Eukaryota; Viridiplantae; Streptophyta; Magnoliopsida; Cornales; Cornaceae. The transcript has 5 exons. Bases 629 to 1438 code for a protein of 269 amino acids.